Microsporum canis CBS 113480 is the source of this 978-nucleotide messenger RNA. RefSeq names its product yqcI. Bases 1 to 978 code for a protein of 325 amino acids. The transcript is spliced from 3 exons. Lineage: Eukaryota; Fungi; Ascomycota; Eurotiomycetes; Onygenales; Arthrodermataceae. The record is from RefSeq and is a predicted model, not a curated record.
AUGGCAUCCAACCUGGCCACCUGGAGCUCUUCCUUCACCUUGAAUGGUUCAGUCAUAUUUUUGAAUAUCCACACUCAUGAAAAAACGGUUUGUUUGGCGGGCCCUGCUAUACCCGAUGUCUCCCGAUAUGCCUGUGAUGCGAAAUUGACACGGCAUAAAGCCAAAGAGCCUGUCCAAGAAGGGUUCGUUCACCAGCUUAUCCAUUUGCUUCAGAGCAUUGGCCAGCAAAAGGGGCCGCAGAGUUCAAAGAUAUUGAAAAGAAAAGAGCUUGAAACAACGUUUGGCCCAACAACAUGGCAAAGACAGUCUUAUGACGCCUUUCAAGCUGCUGUCUGUUCAACGGACCCGGUAGCAUUUCCAUGUGUGUAUGCCACCAAGGGCUUCAAGGCCAAGGAGCACCGAUACAUCUUCCUGGACUCCGAAGAUAUGAACAACAAGAAGAACAUCGACAGCUUGGCCGCUGCUCUCAAAGAAUAUCUCACCACGCCGCAAUCUGAACUAGGCCCAAACACCAGCCUUGUCGUUCUUUUCCCGAUCGUUGACUCCCGGCUGACGGCUCGAGAUUAUCACCAGAAGUACUGGGACUGCCUUCGCGCUCUGAGAAAGGUUGACACCAAGGCAUGGCCUGCAAACAUUCCAACGGACACCGACACCCCGCUCUGGAAAUUUUGCUUUAAUGGUGAGCCUGUGUUCAGUGCAGCCAUGACGCCCUCCCACGAGAAACGAAGAUCGCGAUAUGCGCCAUGUUUCUGUAUUGUCUUCCAGCCAAACUUUGUAUUUGAUAUUCUCUUUGCCACGGAGUUGAAGAAGAAAGCAGCUAUCUCAAAGGUUCGGGGUCUGUUGGCCGACUACGACGAGGUGCCGAUUAGUCCUGAAUUGAAGAACUACGGCGAUGUUACCGGCAGAGAGAGCAAACAAUACUUCAUCAUGGAUGAAAAUCAUUCAUCCCCGCCAUGCCCUUACUCUUCACUUGAUUAA